AGCAGUCCUUUCAGAUGUUAACUUAACAGUAUGCUGCUGCCCGGUAGUGUCACGGACAAGUUCCAGGGGACCUUUCCCCAAGUACUGGCAGCAGUAUCAGGUACUAUAUCAGCAAUAUCAGAUGGAAUGCAAUACGGUUGGACAUCUCCCACAAUCCCUAUCCUGCUAUCGGAAGAUUCGCCUUGGGAAGUAACCGCAUCUCAAGCGGAAUGGCUGGAAUCCAUUCUGAUGAUAGGAGCCUGCUGUGGGCUGCCCGCCACGAUGUACUUGGUGGACAAAAUCGGAAGGAAAAAGUCCCUUUUGAUCGCCAUGGUGAUCACCUUACUGGCUUGGAUAGUAAUGGCAGUAGCGCCGCGGAUAGAAUACGUCUUCGUCGCCAGGUUUUGCGCAGGAAUGGCCGGAGAUAUGGCGUUUGUAGCUGCACCGAUGUACGUAGCUGAGGUUGCCGAUCAAAAAAUCAGAGGAUUUCUAUCGAGCUUAAUCUAUGUUAUGAUGCUCACAGGGAUACUAAUUGUGUACUGUGUCGCGCCAUUCGUACCCAUGUGGGUACCGUGUCUAUUAGGAGUUCUUAUCAACUCCAUUGGUCUCACGAUCUUCCCGUUUCAACCGGAUUCUCCGUAUUAUUUGCUGUACAAUAACAAGCCGGACGAGGCGAAGGAAGCUCUAAAGAAGCUUAGAAAAAGAGACAAUAUCGACGGGGAAUUCCUCGACAUAUCGGCUGCCAUUGAACGGCAAAAAAGCGAGAAGGGUCGGUUCCAAGAUUUGUUCCUGGUGCCGAGCAAUAGAAAAGCUCUAAUUAUAAUGGUGAUGCUGAACAGUUCGCAGCACAUGAGCAGCAUAAGCGUGAUGCUGAUGAAUUUGCAUUCGAUUCUCGCCGAAGCUGGGUCUUUUUACGUCGCCGCCCAUACCGGGGCUAUCAUAUUUUCGGCCACGAUGUUUGCGUCCGCAAUGACCGCUUCGUUGGCGAUAGAUAACUUCGGAAGGAGGUUCUUGCUCUGCACGUCUGGGCUUUUCGCCGGUGUCUCUCUUCUAACUAUUGCUAUAUACUUUACGAUAAAAAAUUCAGGAGUGGAUAUAAGUAAAGUUAGCUGGUUGCCGCUGUUUAUGGUGAUCCUUUAUGCAGCGUCGUUUAAAUUCGGUAUCGGGCUUGUGCCUGUCGUUAUGACUGCUGAAUUGUUCCCGGCUAAGGUUAAAGCUUUCGGCAUGACGUUGUCGGAUUUGUGUUAUGUCGGAUUUUCCGUGAUAUCGUUGCAAAUAUACCACGUGCUCAGGCAUGCUUUUGGUAUUCAAGUACCGUUUUAUUUGUUCGCUUGUUCCUGUUUUUGCACCGUUAUAUUCACGCUAUGUUAUAUACCGGAAACUAAGGGACGAACUUUGGAAGAGAUACAGAUGAUUUUGAAGAAUGAAUUCAAAUCUAAGUACACUGAUGGAGAUGCUAAAUUGGAUGAUGGAAACAAGGAUGGGUACAAAAAUGAGGCGUAUGUUCCAUAAGUAUUUUGUACGGCUUUUUUCUCACGAAAAGCUAGAUUUAUUUAUUAACGUUUUUAGGGAUAAAGUUGGUAUAAGCUUAAAUACUUUUUUCGUAACAGCAAUUUUCCAAACAUUUUCAAUACCUUUCAUUUGAUAUAUCAAAUAUAUUAAGGAAUAUUUCCUUGUAUUUAUCCAAUUACUAUUAAAGUGAAAAACCAGUACUUAUUUGUGACCAAAAAAGCGUUUGAGAUUUUAUAAGAACUAUCAUGUAAUAUGUUUGUUUUAUUAAAAACCAAGUA
Phyllotreta striolata is the source of this 1769-nucleotide messenger RNA. NCBI's taxonomy places the organism in Eukaryota, Metazoa, Arthropoda, Insecta, Coleoptera, Chrysomelidae. The record is from the annotation of a GenBank genome assembly.